AUGGGGAAGAGAGCCUGGGCCCCCGGGACGGCGGCGGCGGCGACGGCGGCGGCGGCGGCGCCGGGAGUUCACCCGGGACGGCGGCGGCGGCGACGGCGGCGGCGGCGACGGCGCCGGGAGUUCAGGACGCGCACGGUGCGCUCCAACCUGCUGCCGCCCCCGGGCGCCGAAGACCCCGCGGCGAGCGCGGCCAAGGGCGCGCGGCGGCGGCGGCGGUGCGGAGGCGCCCAGCACCUGGCCGACAACCGGCUCAAGACCACCAAGUACACUCUCCUGUCCUUCCUGCCCAAGAACCUGUUCGAGCAGUUCCAUCGCCUGGCCAACGUGUACUUCGUCUUCAUAGCGCUGCUCAACUUCGUGCCGGCGGUGAACGCCUUUCAGCCCGGCCUGGCACUGGCGCCUGUACUCUUCAUCUUGGCGGUCACGGCCUUCAAGGACCUGUGGGAGGACUACAGCCGUCACCGCUCCGACCAAGAGAUCAACCACCUGGGCUGCCUCGUCUUCAGCAGGGAAGAAAAGCAGUACGUGAACCGAUUCUGGAAAGAAAUCCACGUGGGAGACUUUGUGCGUCUUCGCUGCAACGAGAUCAUCCCUGCAGACAUCCUGCUGCUCUAUUCGAGUGACCCCGACGGGCUGUGCCACAUCGAGACGGCCAACCUGGAUGGAGAGACCAACCUGAAACGGCGCCAGGUGGUCCGAGGCUUCUCCGAGCUCGUCUCCGAAUUCAAUCCUUUGACAUUCACCAGCGUAAUCGAGUGUGAGAAGCCCAACAACGACCUGACUAGGUUUCGUGGGUGCAUCAUACACAACAACGGGAAAAAGGCUGGGCUCUACAAAGAAAACCUGCUGCUUCGAGGCUGCACCAUCCGAAACACAGAAGCCGUCGUGGGCAUCGUCAUCUACGCAGGACACGAGACCAAGGCUCUGCUGAACAACAGCGGGCCCCGCUACAAGCGCAGCCGGCUGGAGAGGCAGAUGAACUGCGACGUGCUCUGGUGUGUCCUCCUCCUCGUUUGUAUGUCUCUGUUUUCGGCCGUCGGACAUGGACUAUGGGUGCAGCGCUAUCAAGAGAAGAAAUCAUUAUUUGAUGUCCCUGAGUCUGACGGCACCUCUUUAUCCCCAGUCACAGCUGCAGUUUAUUCGUUUUUGACAAUGAUAAUAGUUCUGCAGGUUUUGAUACCAAUUUCCUUGUACGUUUCCAUUGAAAUUGUUAAAGUAUGCCAAGUGUACUUCAUUAACCAGGAUAUAGAGUUGUAUGAUGAGGAGACAGACUCGCAGCUGCAGUGCCGAGCCCUGAACAUCACGGAAGACCUAGGGCAGAUACAGUAUAUCUUCUCCGAUAAAACUGGCACUUUAACCGAGAAUAAGAUGGUUUUCCGAAGAUGCACUGUGUCUGGCAUAGAAUAUUCUCAUGAUGCAAAUGCCCGGCGUCUGGCCAGGUACCAGGAGGGAGACUCGGAGGAGGAGGAGGUGGUGCCCAGAGGGGGCUCGCUGCCCCAGUGCAGCAGCACCGGGAGCCACCAAAGCAUCAGAGUCGUGCAUCGGAGCCAGAGCACCAGGUCACACCGGCGCACCAGCAGCCGCGCCGAGGCCAAGAGGGCCAGCAUGCUAUCCAAGCACACAGCCUUCAGCAGCCCCAUGGAGAAGGACAUAACGCCCGACCCGAAGCUGCUGGAGAAGGUGAGCGAGUGUGACAGGUGCCUGGCCUUUGCAAGGCAUCAGGAGCACCCACUGGCCCACCUCUCGCCUGAGCUGUCUGACAUUUUCGACUUCUUCAUUGCACUCACCAUCUGCAACACAGUGGUGGUCACGUCCCCGGAUCAGCCGCGACAAAAGGUGAGGGUGCACUUCGAGCUGAAGUCCCCGGUGAAGACAAUAGAAGAUUUCCUCCGGAGGUUCACGCCCAGCCGCCUGGCCUCGGGCUGCAGCAGCAUUGGGAGUGUGGCCACCAACAAGUCGGCGCACAAGUCCAGCCUCUUGUCCACGCUGGCCAACGACGGCACGCUGUUCCGGCUGGAGGAGAGGCUGGGCCCGCCGGCCCCGGGCCUCGCCAGCAAUGGCUACAGUAGUGGGGCGGACGGCUGGGCACCUGAGCGCUCAGUACAGGAGCCCGAGCCCGAGCGGGAGCUGCGCUACGAGGCUGAGAGCCCCGACGAGGCAGCGCUCGUCUACGCCGCCCGCGCCUACAGCUGCGCGCUCGUGGACCGACUGCACGACCAGGUGUCGGUAGAGCUGCCCCACCUGGGCAGGCUCACCUUCGAGCUCCUGCACACGCUGGGCUUCGACUCCAUCCGCAAGAGGAUGUCGGUGGUGAUCCGGCACCCACUCACGGACGAGAUCAACAUCUACACCAAGGGGGCCGACUCGGUGGUCAUGGACCUCCUGCUACCCUGCUCCACAGAUGACGCCAGAGGAAGGCAUCAAAAGAAGAUCCGGAGCAAGACUCAGAACUACCUCAACCUGUACGCGGUGGAGGGCCUGCGCACCUUGUGCAUCGCCAAGAGGGUUCUGAGUAAGGAAGAGUAUGCCUGUUGGCUGCAGAGCCACUUGGAAGCGGAAUCCGCCCUGGACAACCGCGAGGAGCUCCUGUUUCAGUCUGCCAUUCGCCUGGAGAGGAAUCUGCAUCUGUUGGGUGCCACUGGGAUUGAAGACCGCCUGCAGGACGGAGUCCCUGAAACCAUUGCUAAAUUGCGUCAAGCAGGCCUGCAGAUUUGGGUUCUCACCGGUGACAAACAGGAAACAGCCAUUAACAUCGCUUACGCCUGCAAACUGCUGGACCACGACGAGGAAGUCAUCACCCUGAACGCCGAAUCCCAGGAGGCGUGCGCAGCCCUGCUGGACCAGUGCCUACACUAUGUGCGGUCCAGGAGCCCCCACAGUUCCGCCGACAAGACCACUGGCGGCGUGAGCGUGGGCUUCUCCCCCCUCUGCCCUCCCUCUGCAGCCGCCAUCUCUGGCCCCAGCCCCAGCCUUGUGAUCGAUGGGAGAAGUCUGGCCUAUGCCCUCGAGAAAAACCUGGAGGACAAAUUCCUCUUCCUUGCUAAGCAGUGCCGGUCUGUCCUUUGCUGUCGCUCGACUCCCCUGCAGAAGAGCAUGGUGGUGAAGCUGGUCAGGAGCAAGCUCAAGGCCAUGACUCUGGCCAUAGGAGAUGGAGCCAAUGACGUCAGCAUGAUCCAGGUGGCAGAUGUGGGCGUGGGACUCUCAGGCCAGGAGGGCAUGCAGGCAGUGAUGGCCAGCGACUUCGCGGUGCCCAAAUUCCGAUACCUCGAGAGGCUCUUGAUCGUUCAUGGACAUUGGUGCUAUUCCCGACUUGCCAACAUGGUGCUGUACUUCUUCUACAAAAACACAAUGUUCGUGGGCCUGCUGUUUUGGUUCCAGUUUUACUGUGGCUUCUCUGCGUCCGCCAUGAUUGACCAGUGGUAUCUGAUCUUCUUUAAUCUGCUCUUCUCAUCGCUUCCCCAGCUUGUGACUGGGGUGCUGGACAAGGACGUGCCAGCUGACGUGCUGCUGACCAAGCCGCAGCUCUACAAGAGCGGCCAGAACAUGGAGGAAUAUCGGCCUCGUACGUUCUGGUUAAACAUGGCUGAUGCUACCUUCCAGAGCCUCGUGUGUUUUUUCAUUCCCUACCUGGCCUACCACGACUCAGACACAGACAUGUUCACCUGGGGGACCCCCAUCACCGCCAUCGCGCUGUUCACCUUCCUUCUGCACCUGGGUAUAGAAACCAAGACCUGGACCUGGCUCAACUGGAUGGCUUGUGGCUUCAGUAUCCUUUUAUUUUUCACCGUGGCUUUGAUUUAUAAUGCUUCCUGUGCAAUGUGCUACCCUCCAUCCAACCCCUAUUGGACCAUGCAGACAUUAAUGGGCAACCCUGUGUUUUACUUCAUUUGUCUCAUAGCACCCAUCGCCGCGCUGCUGCCCAGAUUGUUUUUCAAAGCCCUGCAGGGGAGCCUUUUCCCCACCCAACUGCAGCUGGCACGCCAGUUGGUUAGAAGGUCCCCCAGGAAUCUCAGGGCUCCCAAAGAGACCUUUGCUCAGGGACAUCUCCCAGGAGAACCGAGGAUGGAACCAUCAGAACAGAGGAGCAUCAGUGCCUCAGGGUCCUUCUCCCAGGACUGUAGCUCGCAGGUGUUUUGGCACGCACAGCAGUCGGCCUGCUCCCCAGAGGCCAGCGGGGAGCCCAGCGUGGUGGACAUGGGCGUGUCUCUGAGGGAGGACACCCUGCUGGAAGGGCUGGGCAGCCAGACCUUGGGGUCCUCCUCACCAGGGGAGGUGAUCCCGGAAGGCUGUCCAGGGGACUCCAAGAUGAAACCCACGAGUGCCAGCAGGGCAGCUGCCCUGUCGUCCAUCUUCAGCCUGCCCAGCCUCAGCUCACUCAACUGGAUUUCCUCCCUCUCUCUGGUCAGCGGGCUGGGAAGCGUCCUACAGUUCUCUCGAAGUGGUUUACAGAUGGACAAGCGGGAUGGCGAGUUCCUACCCAGCCCCCCGCAGCCAGACCAGGACCUGCAAGGCUUGAGUGGGCAGACCACGGACUACUUCUAGGACCUCCUUCCAGGGACUACAGCUGGCGGUGGCAGCGGUGAAAACCUCGAAAUGCUUUUUUUAUAACAUAGAUGUUAAUAUUAUUUAUGUUUAUUAUUUGCACAGAGGAGUUCUAGUGAGAUGUAUUUUAUAUAUUUCCAAGGCUAACACAGGAAAUGAAAGGUACCAGAAAAGAAAGUUUAUUUUUUAAAAUUUCUAACUAGAGUAUAUUGAAAAGAAAAAAGAGCUUUAUCGUAUAUAAAAGUUUAAGGAAGAGCGACACUUGAGAGGUGGGUUUAGAUUUAUUUUUUCAUCUCAUUUUAUAAGAAAAUGCAGUCUGAUUGGUUUUCUUCAACAUGUGUGAUGUUUGCUUUCCCCUAGUGGAAACGCGUGUGAGCACAGUGAACCCUGGGCGGGUGUGGACGAUGUGAGGGGAGGUGACAGGCGUGCACACGGCCCCAGCAGAGAUCCCCACUGUCUGUCUCUCAAUCCCACCACUGGGAGGGUGGGCUCUGCUUCACCAGGAAAGGGAAACUGAGAACUCUGGGAAAACACACAUACACACACAAACACGAAAUUCAUUCCAACAUUCUACUCUAUGCAGGCAUUUGGUAAAGACCACCUGUAGGUAUUAUAGUUCCUAUGUAGGGUCUCGCCUGUUAAAAUCAUAACAAGCAAUAAACAACCUUCACUUUGCAAAGAGAGCGUUUCGGGUUGCCACUGUUGUGUGGUAUUAUUAAUACGUGACCUUAUGUUACCGAAUGCAAGUUCAUGUGCUUGACGCACAGUGAGGCCAAACAAACCAAAACAUCAGAGUUUGGAUCAGAGAAAAGUUCAUUGCAGGGCUAAGCAAGAACGGGUAGCCCGUGCUCAAAAAUACCCCAAACUCACCAAAGGGUUUCAACAAAGCAUUUUUAAAGGCCAGGUGAGAGAGGGACAUUCCAGGGUCUGUGAUCAGCUCUGCACAAUUCUCUGAUGGUGAUCAAUCCAUAGGGCUCAUGAUCAUCAAGCAUUAAUUUCUUCCUUCUGGUAGUGGUACCAGCAUCUGGAAAACUCAGGAAAUAUGCAUCAGAUACUAUCAUCUAGGUACUUCAGAGAGGAGCUAUAGCAGAGAAUAUGGGGGAGGGGUCUGUCCUGGGAAGACCCCUUAGGGUCCUGUUCGGUUACACUGACAGAACAUAUUCUGAGUACUCCAGGGCACUUCCUCAUGGCAAGUCCUUUUAGACCCUGUGGAGGAAACAGCUGGGUGACAUGCAAGCUGCACAUUGGGACACUGUGACAUGGGCUACACCAGCUCCCUGCACCAAGAGGCUGGGCUCUUUAGGUUUUUGUCUUAUGAGUCAUUACUUCUGUCUCUAAACAGAGAAAAAGAGAAGGAAAAGAUUAUAAGAAUCCAAGGCAGUUGUAUAGCAUUUACUCUUCAGAACCCUCUCUGACUUUGCCAGCCAUUGUGAGUUGCCUGCUUGCUCAGCCUGGGGAUGUGAAGUGAGCAGGGUGUGCUCCCGCUUAGGACUCCUGUGGCUGCCUGUCCCCGGAGCAGCAAUUUGCAGAGGUCGGAGGAUCUCAGGAGUAAGUAGUUUCUGAGCACAGCAUGCCAGCAAUAAUGGCUGGUUACCCAGCAUGUGUGGCUCAUUGCAUGUGACAGAAGAUGCACCUCAUCUGGUCAGAUGGAAAGGGAAGGCAGGCCUCAUGUCUGCAAGGCCAGAGAGAAGGUGGGCUCCAGGGCAAUUGAACAUGCAACUCAGACCUGGGCUUUCCCCUUUCUCCCUGCACUCAGCUUUCUGGGAUCAGCUUGAUCCCAAGGCUGGCUCUGUUCUUGGUAAUGACAUGACUGGAACCAUCCCAGGACAUGUGCUCACAUCAUGCUCCAGAGGAGAGAGAGGGUGCCACUCUCCACAUCCUGAGCAGAGUCUUGGUUUCCUUGACCUCAUGCAGUUGCAGGACAGCCUUAAACCAGUUACUGGCAAAUUGUGAGAAUGUCCUGACGGGCUCCAGGCUGGAUCUGAGAGAGAGGUCAGCUUCCCUCCAAGUACCUGAGCUGCAUGAGUGGAUACUCAGGAAUUUCUGGGUCCUGUUAGUGGGGCAAGAGAGAAGAAGGAGUGGAGGGGCUUCAGCAGCCAGCAAUGCCCAGGACUGAAAGUGGUGCUGUCCUAGCCCACCCCCUCCCCCCAUGCCUGAGAUCACCUUAUGUUUUCUUAGAGCAACACAUAUGGAAAGAAUUUCCCUGGGAAGAUACACAACUCUACCAUUUCCUGAAUUAAGGUAAUGGUCUAGAAGAACUAGACACCUAUUUACCUGAGUAUCUGAGAAUUCAAAAUGCCCCAGCUUCCAGAUUUUCCUGCACUCACAAUCUACCUUCUUUCCAAAGACAUCUUUCUUCCAUAGAUACUUCCUCUUGGGAAGUGGAACGAUCCAGGAAGUGGCUUUGUGAAUAUGCCUACCAAGGCCAUUUCAGAGAAAAAAAGCAUCAUAAAGGGCAUUGGCAGUUAGCUGCCCAAAGUAUGAAGAAUAUUUAUAGAAGCCUACAAUAAUAUUACCACAGGCAGCUAAGUUUGAUCUCAAAUGAACAUACUGCAGAGAUGAACUCCAUGAUUAUCUCAAAAGAACCCUGGAGAGUACAUGUCAUGUCACUCAAUCCUAAUUACAAAUCCAAAAUAAAGGCUGCCUCUGCUCUUGGUGACAAAAUGGAUGGACUAAGUAUUUGACAUUAUACAAAACCAAUUUUAAGUUUUUGGAGGUCAGAUCUGUGUCCUCUUCACCUUACACCCUUGGCAGUAGCGUAGAACCUAGCUCUUAGAAUGCACUUAGGAAAUGUGUGGUGACCCCAAGAACUAAUGUUUAUGCUGAAACACUAAAGGCAUUCCUGUUAGAAUCAGAGAUAAAGGAAAGUUGCUUGUUAUAACCCAGUAUUAUUUAAUAUUUUUUGGAACUUCUGGGUAAUGCAAUAAGACAUGAACUUUUAAAAAGAAUGAAUAUUGGAAUUAGAGACCAAAUUAUCAUUACUUACACAUAUUGAAACCGUGCACCUCAGAUGGGACUGGAACCCAUGGGCUGGACUCAAACCCAGCCAAAACCCAGGUUGGGACUGGAACCCACUGUCUUUUAAUUGAUCUCAGGACUUAGUGAAGCUCAGGUUUUUUAUGUCUCAUGGCAGAAAGACUUCAGUGAGAGACAAAGUGAUAGGUAAGGAGUGGAUUUAUUUAGAGAGAAACACUCCACAGAUGGAGUGUGGGCCAUCUCCGAAGGCGAGAGGCCCCGAAAUAUGGGGUGGUUAGUUUUUAUGGGCUGGGUAAUUUCAUAGGCUAAUGAGUGGGAGGAUUAUUCCAACUAUUUGGGGGAAGGGGCUGGGAUUUCCAGGAAUUGGGCCAUCGUCCACAUUUUGACCUUUUAUGGUCAGCCUGGAAACUGUCAUGGCACUGGUGGGUGUGUCAUUUAGUUGAUGUAUUAUGAUGAGCAUAUAAUGAGGCCCAAGGUCUAGUGGAAGUCAAAUCUUCUGCCAUCUUGGACCUAGUUGGUUCUAACCAGUUAAUGUCCUCGAUGGCUAUGCCAUUCUUUUAAAUGUUGUACCCUGCCCCCUUUCCUCCUCUUUCAUUCCCUAGUUAGAGAUUUUACUCCCAUAUUCUUUUGGGAAGUAGAGGGGCAACGGUCCAUCUCUGUAACUACUUCAAGGCUGAGUAGGGGGAUCGACCCUGCCUGUCAGGGAGUAAAAAUCUCUAGAUGCCUGAUCUAGGGACCCCAGGGACAGGACAGCUCCUUGUUUUAAGUUGGUAUGGGCUGGAAUCCUCGCACAGCCAUCAUCUUGAUAUGGAACUGUUGUUACUGUUUCCUUAGCCUUCCUAUGAAUCUUCUUGAUGAUGAAGCACUUUUUGUAACAGCAUUAGAGUACAAAAAUAGCCAUCUAUAAAUGACAAAACACUUAAAAGGCAUGGUUAAACCUCUGAUUACAGAGUAAUUAAUAAAGAAACUUGGUUACAAUAACCAGAAUUACAAAUGAUUACAUUUGACUUAACAUACCAAAUAAUCUUAGUUAAGUAUUUUUCUUUGAGAUGCCUCAGGGGCCCUCUAAAGCAUCCCAAAGUUAGCUGUAAAUCAAAAGAACUUUAAUUAAAAUUUGAUCUUUGGGGAGUUUGUCAAAAAGUUUUAAAAUACUUGGUCAAAUACCAUCAUAGGUCACUGUGAGACAAUACUUAUUCCUUAACCAAAGUUAAAAGAGGUCUCAAAAGCAAAAACAGGUCACUUAAAGGCAAAGAAAUUUACAUAAUCUGUUAUCAAAAGCAGCAUUUCAAGAAAACUUUGGAGGGAGAAACCAAAUCCAGUCUUGCCUCAGCCUACUCCCAACAAAAUCCAUUUGCCCAACUAAAUUUAAUCCCAUCUUAGAAAAUCCUGAUCAUGCACAACUCUUUUUUCAGUAUUUUUUUUUAUUCCUCACACCUUCUUUCAUUGAAAACAUACAUCUUACUUUCCUUAAAAGUUUUUUUCACGUCGAGUUAAUUUUCUUACUGACAAAUUUGCAAUAGGAAUAACAUAAACUUGACCUUCAGUAAACCUAGGUACAACACAAGUAUUAUACUUAACAUUGAUGACUCUAAAGACGUGUCUAUAUUAAUCAAACCAAGAAGCUUAGGCUAGCUUUAAUACCAGAUAUCCAUUCAGUACUGAAUAUUUCUCAGAUCAUGUGAACCUGAAAUUCAUUUGGCUGGUUUUCUUCACAUUUAUGAGUAUAUAAGCACUUAAUUUUUAAAGCCAAUUAAAUAGAGCUGUUUUAUGAAUUUUGACAGUACCAUACAUCUAUAACACAUAUAUAGAUAAGUACAAACAAAAACCUCAUAGCUCCUGUCUCAAAAUUUCAGCCAUGAGUCAGGUACAAAAAUGUAAAACCCAUCAUUUACAAAAGAGAUUGGAUUCAAAUUGGGCUUCUGGCAGAUGAAAUAAAUCAAGGUCACCUGUCUAGAUGGCUAAACUCAUUUACUAAUGUUUACAGAAAAGACACUUAGGAUUUCUAUUUAUCCUUGACAAGUCGAGUUCUAAAUUACCCCCUUUUUCAAAAUUUGUAUUUUAAAAGAUGGUGGAGAUAAGUGUUCCUGGAGAAGACCAGGUAGAACAUUUGUAUCUUUGAGAAGGCACAGGCAAUUUCCUCCUAGGAUGACUUUUGUUCCCUUAAGGCCAGAAAAAUGAAUUUUUUCUUUUUUUUCCCUCUAACAAUUGGGUGGCCACCUCAAUAAUAUCAAAUGACUGACACAUUCAUUCACCUAUGUUGUAAUGUUUUACUUUCCCUCAUUUAGCUUAGGGAAAAGGGCUUCCCCGGAAAAUUUUUAUCAGGCUCCAAAUAUCAGCUAUGGUUAGUCUCCUUCGAUUAGUGACCUCCCAUUUUGUAAUGUAUUCACAGACACUUUUGAGGAUCUUCCCUGGUUUAAGAAAUUUGUGCCUUAUAUUUAGACACCCUGUAACCCGUUUUAACUUAAUAAUCACCAGCUGGAAAUCUUUGACCAAGCCCGGAACCUCAGUAUUCCAUACUCCAGGGUCUACUAAGUCUUCUAUUUUAGCUCCAGAUUCAAUCUGUUACUUUUCUGCUUUCUGUUAGAAUCAUAUGGUGGUGAAGGUGUUUCCCUUGCCCCUCAAGAAACAGAGUGGCCCCUAACAUAGUUAAUAAGUCUCUUCCCAUUAAAGAGAUGAGUCAAUCAGGCACAAAGAGAAAGGAAUGUAGAAACAUCUGGCCAUUGAUGUUGCAUAAAAGGGGUUCCAGGAAAGUGUGCCACUGCCUCUUCUCUGACACCCCCAUUACAUACUCCUUAUGAUUGCUAAGGUUUCCAGUCCUUUGGGUUAAGACUGAAAAGGUUGCACCAGCAACUAUAAGAAAUUUUAUAAAGUGGCCCACCAUAUCAGUGACCACCCGAGGCUCAACAUUAGUUAUAUAGAUGGUAUCUCUAGGCAGAGCCACCUUUGGCCUUGGGCCCCUUCAGUCUUCUGAUUGUAAAACCAUCAAUGGCCGAGGGGCCCCCCAUCACUCUCUGGCAUCUGGGGCAUUCCCCCUUCCAAUGUCCUGGCUAUAUGCAAAGGGUGUAAUGAUUGCAAUCCUCAUUCUAUUGCCCUGUUUGUCCACACAGGGUACAUUGGUCCUGUCUGGGUGCCCGUGGGCCUAGUGGUCUGCCAGGGCUAGAUUGGCCCCAAAAAUCUGGCUUCCCCUUUGGCGGUCUCUGAGCAGACAAAGCCACUGCCAGCAUUUGGGCCUUUUGCAUAUUUUGCUGGGUGCAUUCAGCCUUCUCGGCCAUAUCCCUAUUAUUGAAAACUUAAUAAGCCAAUUGAAGCAAGUCAUUCAUUGGAGUCUGAGAACCAGCAGUUGCCUUCUGAAUUUUGUGCCUACUGUCUGGGGCAGACUGGGCUAUGAAACUCAGAGCCAAAAGAGCCUGUCCCUCGGGGGAGGAGGGAUCUGUGUUCAUAUACUUCCUAAAAGCUUCCAUUAGUCUCCCUUGGAAGACUGCAGGAUUUUUGUCCUGUCCCUGUUGGAUCUCUUUUACCUUUUCAUAAUUAACAGGUUUUACUGUAAGUUUCUUCAUGCCCUCUAUUAAACAGGUAAUCAUAUGGUCUUGUCUAUCUCUUAUCAAUAGAAUUUACCUGGUAAUUCCAUUGUGGGUCUACCUCAGGAAUGGCACUGUUCCCCACCCAGUGUACUGCAUGGCCCCAUAGGGUGGGUCAGUUAAAAUGUCCUCUGUGUUCUUCCUAGAGUUAUCCCUCUGAGCUACACAUUCCUUAAAUUCCUUUGGGUUUCAUGUCUAAAUACAAGGCCGUGAAAAUGUGAACAUACAGAAUCUCACUCCAUUUUAAUUUUCUUCUGCAGUAUAAACCUAACUGCAAUAUAGUAUCAUAACUCAGGGACCCAUUUAGUGGCCACUUUUCUUGGCUUUCUAACUAAUAUUGUGGCCAAACCUGAUUAUAUAAUGUAAUAUGUCUUUUUCCUUUUUAAUUCCUGUUGUCUGAUUUUUUCCCCCAAUCCCGGAGAAUAUGAUCCAGAGGGGUAUUGGUCGGGAUUGAUGUGGCUUGAGCCAUUUCAGACCCAAGCCUGAGGUGAGGUCUUUAAUUUCCAUGCUAUCCAAAAGUUCCCCUCUUAUGUCAAAAUCCACCACGCAAUUUGGUCAAGAUUUGCACUUAUGAUUUUAGGUGCUAUCCCUUCCAAGGUAGUCUCCCAACCAGGUGUUAGUGCCCAAAAAGUUGCCACAAAGGAAUGGUAAAGGAGGUGUCCCCCACAGUGUUGAUGAUGAGCGGGAGUUGGCCUAGCUGCAAGUCGGGAAUAAAGGGUCAGCACUUGUCAAUAAAAAGUACAUCUUGGCAGCCACACACAUCUUCUGGGGUUAAGAAAAGAAAGAAAGAAAUGAAACAGGAAUGAACACAGAAUGUAAGAGAAAAACCAGAGUCAAGGAGAAGAGUAUAGAUUAUCAAAUCCUGCAGUAAUAAUUCUGUCCUGGACCUGCUGUUGGAUGUGCCUAAGCAUAGCCAUUCCACACCAUCUUUCUAUAGCAAACCAUGCCAAUUGCCAUUAUUCCUCUGGUCUGAACCUAGAUUCCUGAUCAGAGCCCCGAAGCAUUCAGGGUUGACCAGCCCAUCAAAAAUGGGCAGACAUCGGCACAGCAUACUCCCCAGUACACCUGGCUCAUGGAAUCCCACAAGCCCUUCUACGACCAAGACCUAGCUCUCAACAUUUUCUUACCUUAUCACUGUCCCUUCAUGGUCGCCAGCUGAAACUAUGCACCUCAGAUGGGACUUGAACCCACGGGCCGGGACUUGAACAUGGCCAGAACACAGACUGGGACUUGAACCCACUGUCUUUUAGCUGAAAAAUCACACACCUGGCCUCAGGAGUUACUGAAGCUAAGGUUCUUUAUGUCUCAUGGAAAAAAAGAAUUCAGUGAGAGACAAAGUGAUAGGUAAGAAGUGGAUUUAUUUAGAGAGAUACACAUUCCAUAGACAGAAUGUGGUCCAUAUCAAAAGGUAAAAAUGGCCCUGGGAGAAACACACUCCACAGAGUGAGAGCCAUCUCAGAAGGUAAGAGGCCCUGAAAUAUGAAGUGGUUAGUUUUUAUGGGCUGGGUAAUUUCAUAGGCUAAUGGGUGGGAGGAUUAUUCCAACUAUUUUGGUGAAGGGGAAGGGAUUUCCAGGAACUGGGCCACUGCCCACUUUUUGGCCUUUUAUGGUCGGCCUCGGAACUGUCAUGGCAUUAGUGGGCGUGUCAUUUAGCAUGCUAACAUAUUACAAUAAGCAUUUAAUGAGGCUCAAGAUCUACUGGAAGUCAAAUCCUUUGCCAUGUUGGAUCUAGUUGGUUCUAACCAGUUUUUGUCAUGUCCUAUGGCUAUGUCAUUCUUUUAAAGGUUGUGCUCUGCCCCCCUCCCUCCUGUUUCAUUAUGGUUGUAUACCCCAAAAUCCAAAUGAAUAAACUAGAAGGUUCUCAGGACUAACAAGAGGAAGCAAUAAAUGGACUAACUACAAGGGAAAAAAACUAGUUUUUCUAUAGAGCAUGAUGGGGAAAAGGAAAAGUUCUCAUUCACCAAUACAACACCAACACUAACAAAAAUUUUAAAACCUAAGAAUACUCUAAAUAAGUAUAAAGACAACCUACCAGAGUUUAGGAAGAUGUUAACCAAAGUCUUAACUAUAAAGACUUGCUUCAUUUCUAGGUUAGAAAACUAAGUAUUGGGGACUUCCCUGGUGCUCCAGUGGUUAAGACUCCGCACUUCCACUGCAGGGGUCACAGGUUCCAUCCCUGGUCCUGGUCGGAGAACUAAGAUCUCACAUGCCAUGUGGCAUGGCCAAUUAAAAAAAAAGAAAACUAAGUAUUACAAAGGUACUGAAUUCCAAACACAAUUUCUAUAGCCUUUAAAAAUGUUUAGUUCUUUUUUGUUUCUUUUCCUUGUUUAGGUAUUUUUGAAAUUAAUAGAAUGAUCUAGAGUUUAUCUGGCAAGAUAUACAGGCAAAAAUAUCAAAGAAUAUUCUAAAAAGUAAAAGUAAGGGAGAGGCCAAAUAGUAAAAUAUAAAGCGCUGAUACUUAAAAUAGUGUAGUAAUAAUUCAGAAAAAGGUACAUAAACAGAACUGACUAGAAAUGUAUCUGACUAGAAAUGUAUCUGACUAGAAAUGAGCUGACUAGAAAUGAAAGAAAUGUAUCCUGUUACAUACAAGAACUUAAUGUAUAAGGUUUAAGAAAGGAUCAAGAAUCAAUGAGGGAGAGAAAUAGUUACUAAAAAUCUCAUUGGUAACUGGUCAACAGUGUAGAAAAAUAAUUUAUUCUUAUGUCCAUAUCAUUAAAUUCCAAAUAAAUUAAAAAUUGUAAGAGAUCAAACCAUGGUAAAAUUAGAAGAAACUGAAAUCAACUAUCCUCAAACUGCUGAAGAGAAAGCCCUUAGGCACAUGUGGUGGGUCCUGAGGUUUUGCCUGCCCUUUGGCUUGGGGCAUUCCCCAGCCUCCUUUUCCCACAGCCCCUCUGAACCUGAGCAGAGCCCCACACAGCUUCUUUCCCAGCCUUCUUGGCUUCUCAUUUGCACGUUUUGGAUUUGCCAACACUGUUCAAUAUUAUAAUCCGGAACCUGGACUGUCCAGGAUGCUGCUCCUACAAACAUCACUUAGGCUCACUUUGAUAUUGUUAAUUAUAAUUAGACAGGUCCUGUUCCUAGCACCUAGCUCCUAAAACUCUUGGAAUUUCCUGUGAAGAGAGCAGUAAGGUGUUUUUUGUUAUGCUAAUGAAUGGUUUUUAGAAAGCACAUAAGGAUGGGGGCAGGUUGACUGUGAAGCCAACUAAGUGAUUAGAGGGUCUGAACUUUCAGUCCCAACCCCCUGGGGAGGGGAGAGAGGCUGGAGAUUGAGUUCAAUCACCAAUAGCUAGUGAUUUAAUCAUGCCUAUGUAAUGUAGCCUCUGUAUAAACCCAAAGGGACUGGAUGGGGGUGGGGGUUCAGAGAACUUCCAGGCUGGGAGAGUAGCACACUUGGAGGGGACCUGGAAACUCCAUGUCUGUUCCCCAUACCUCACCCUGUGAAUCUUUUCCAUCUGACUGUUCUGAGUUAUAUCCUUUUAUAAUAUCUAAUGAAUAAACUGGUUUCCUGUGUCCUGAAAACCACUUUAGCAAAUUAAUGGAACUCAAAGAGGGGGUCAGGGGAACUUCUGAUUUAUAGCCAUUCAGAUGCACAGGUGACAACCUAGACUUGGAAUUGGUGUCUGAAGUCUGAGACUGAACCCUUAAUCUGUGGAAUCUGAUGCUAUCACUGGGUAGUGUCAGAUUUGAGUUGAGUGUAGGAUAUCUAGCUGAUGUCAGAGAAUUACUUGGCAGUAUGGGGAAACCCACACAUUGGAAUUGGUGUCAGAAUCCUACUCACACACCAAUACUCCCAUGAAGCAUGAGGGGCCAUGUCUAUGACCCCACCCAGUCCCUGGGACCCCAACAGUCAGCCCAGAGCAGGGGCUUUGUUUAGGAAGUCUAACAGGAGGGAUGGCAUUCCCAGUGAGAAAUGAUAGGAAAAAAAACCAAAAAAGAACUCAGUCAAUUGGACUAAAAUAUAUUUCAACAUUUGUGUAUUAAAUGAUAACCAAAAUUGAAAGAUCAACCCCAUUGAGAAAAACUGUAAUAACUAGGAAGAGAAGAACUUUAUGAGACAAAUGACUGCUAUGAAUCAAUAAAACGAAUAUCAAGAUGCUAUUUGACCAAAGACUGAUGAGUUGACCACUCAUAGUUUUGAGUGGGAACAAUCCUGGAAAGAAACUUGGCAAGGUACAACAAAAUACCUUGAACAUAUUCAAUCUCUUUACCUAAUAAUUUCAAUUUGGUGAUUAAAUCUAAAGAAAAUAAUCCAUUAUUUGCAUUUUAUUGAAUAGAUAUUCAUUACCUGUCAUAUUUAGUGGUGAAAAUUUGGAAACAAUUAGAGUGAUAUCAGUGGGAGUAUGACUAAAUGAUUCUGGGAAUAUUUGAGAUUUCACAUACCCAAAAACAAUGUUUAUGAACCAUAGGGGAAAACGUAUAUGAAACAGUGAUGUUAAAAAAGCAGGAUUAGGGCUUCCCUGGUGGCGCAGUGGUUGAGAGUCCGUCUGCCGAUGCAGGGGACAUGGGUUCGUGCCCCUGUCCGGGAGGAUCCCACAUGCCGUGGAGUGGCUGGGCCUGUGAGCCAUGACU
This is a messenger RNA of Physeter macrocephalus (sperm whale), 15665 nucleotides long. RefSeq names its product ATPase phospholipid transporting 10A (putative) (gene ATP10A). The record is from RefSeq and is a predicted model, not a curated record. The coding region runs from base 1 to 4542 and encodes 1513 amino acids. Gene Ontology annotation, molecular function: magnesium ion binding; ATPase-coupled intramembrane lipid carrier activity; ATP hydrolysis activity. The transcript has 22 exons. Lineage: Eukaryota; Metazoa; Chordata; Mammalia; Artiodactyla; Physeteridae. Gene Ontology annotation, cellular component: plasma membrane. Gene Ontology annotation, biological process: phospholipid translocation.